Molecule: messenger RNA, 3900 nt
Organism: Lathyrus oleraceus (garden pea)
Lineage: Eukaryota; Viridiplantae; Streptophyta; Magnoliopsida; Fabales; Fabaceae
Exons: 11
Coding region: 171-2780 (869 amino acids)
Source: RefSeq, a predicted model, not a curated record
GUGUGUGUUGUCAUUCUGAAAUUCAGCAAAUUUUAUUCUAGCUUUUAUCUUUUCAAAAAGAUGACGCCACAGCACUAACAAAUCAAUAUUUCAAGUCUUAUGUUGUGUUCUUAAUGUUACUUUCAGGAUCAGGAUCAGCCAGUUAUAAUCUUUGAAGUGUAGAAUCAAUCAUGGAGAACAAUAAUUUUGUUCCAAAUGGUCUUUUAUUAUCUAGUGAAGAAACAUUUGUUGCUAGGGUGUUAGAAGGAAAAAGAUGGUCACAAGUUGAAGAAAGAACCACAGAGCUGCUUCAAUGUGUUCAGCUUAAUCACAAAUCAGAAGCACUUAGAAAUAAUAUUAUUUCUUACUUAAGGGGCCUCAUCACUAGCCAUGUCCCUUGUCAGGUUUUUGAAUUUGGAUCGGUACCUUUGAAGACUUACUUACCUGAUGGGGAUAUUGAUCUCACAGUUUUUGGCUUCAAUCAAAUUUUGCCUGAAAAUUUCAUUCAGGAGAUUCUGCAAAUCAUACAGAAUCAAAAGGAAAAUGAGUUUGCUGAAUUUAGGGUUAAAGAGGUUAAGCUUGUUCAAGCAGAGGUGAAGGUCAUAAAGUGCUUGAUUGAAAGUUUUGCAGUUGACAUAUCUUUCAACCAAUUGAGCGGUUUAUGUUCACUUUGUUUUCUCGAGGAGGUUAAUCAUUUGAUAGGACAUCAUCAUAUGUUCAAGCGUAGUGUUAUACUUAUAAAAGCUUGGUGUUACUACGAAAGCCGCCUCCUGGGUUCCAACAGUGGACUCUUUUCAACCUAUGGGUUGGAAAUUUUAGUAUUAUACAUAUUUAAUCUUUACAACAAUGAUUUUGCUGGACCACUUCAGGUACUAUUUCGAUUUCUGGAGUUCUUCAGUAAAUUUGACUGGGAAAAUUAUUGCAUUAGCUUGAGUGGACCAGUGCCCAAAGGUUCUCUUCCUAAUAUGAUAGCCGAGUCUCUAAGAAAAGAUUGCCGAAACCAAGAGUUACUGCUCACUGAAUUGUUUCUUAAUGCUUGUAAGACUUGUUAUGGUAAUAUGCCGCGCAGUCAGGAAAAUCACGAGAGACAUUUUGUUACCAAACACAUCGACAUUAUAGAUCCUUUGUGUGCAGAUAACAAUCUGGGGCGUAGCAUCAGUAAAGGUAGCUUCUUUAGGAUAAAGAAUGCAAUUGCUUUUGGUGCUAAGAGGAUGCUGAGAAUUCUUGAAUGCACUGAUGAGAAUCUAAUCGCUGAAUUUGAUUACUUUUUCAAAACCACAUGGAAUAGAAAUGGGAAUGGUUAUUGGAUUCAUGUAAGCGUUUAUAAUCUUUAUAUAAGAAAUAAAAAAAUUGGAAAGCCAACGCGUCAAGAAUCUGAGGAUGAGCAGGCUCUAGCUUCUCGUGAGUUUCAAUAUAAUAACCAAAAGCCUGAUAACCAAUUAUCAGAGAUUCUGCAUAAGGAAGAGCCUGAUUAUUUGGAUGAUUCAGAAAGUAGAAGGAAUCUUCAGUUGAGUGGAUAUUUGCAUGCACUGAUGGGUCAGUCUGCUGCUAAGGAAGAACCUGGUGUUGGGAAUAUGACUGAAAGUAGCAGGAUUGAAUAUCUGGAAGCAGUAAAAGGUGCAAAGUCAGAGAACAAUGAGGUAGUGAGGCAGCAAAAGGAAGAGCAUCAUUUGGAGAGUACUAUGGAAAGUUGUACGAGUCUCGAGUCCAAUGGAUACCUGCAGGCACUUUUGGGAGUGAAAAAAAGUGAUGCAUUUUUUUCAUCACCACCACCAAACAUAUCUUUCUCUCUAGAUGUAGUUCAAUUUCCGGAACUACAAGAGUUUCCCAGUGGCAAAAGAUCAUUAAAUUUGGGACAAGACAGUGUUCAUCCACCUGCUGUAAUAAUCACAGAUAGUAUUGUGAUGAACCCAGAAAUCUGUAAAAACACACCAGCUUCAGACUCAACCUCAGAGACCAGACUCUCAUCCUUGCUUCUGAAGCCAACUCAUCCUCAAGAUGUCCUUGGUCCAUCAAUUGAGAAUGCGGACAUCGUCAGGCAUGAGAACACCACUGCUGAAUCUGAUGCCUUAAAUCUUCAUGCGCUUCAAUCACCAUAUGCAUCUGGUUCAUCUGAGAUACAAUUUCCAUUCUCAAUUAGCAAUAGCAGUCAUGUUGAAGCUUCGCAUUAUAUAGGGAACCAAUUUUCAGAUAUUUUUAAUGGUGAUUUUGUAAAAUAUUGGACAAAUCUUCAAUAUGGGCGAUAUUGUGAGAUUGGACCAUUAGAGGAGCCUUUGCUUCAUCCUCCCACUUUUGAACUGCCGAUGGAUUUUCAAGAGCAAUAUCAUUUGAAAAGGAGGCCUUCAAGUUCUGCGAACGUUGUGGCUCCCAUAGUUCCUGACAUGCCACCAAUACUUGCUUCUGACUCGCAUGAAGGCAUAAAUCAAAGCGUUUCUUUUUGGCUUCCCAAAUUUAGUGGAGGCACUGGGUCCUUCAUGCCAAAUCCACUUGCUUACGACCAGAGAUAUUACAACCGUGAGCUUUCCAACAAACAUCAGAUUGCAAAUUAUAGAUCUGAGAGACCUGGGAAUUCGAAUUAUGACUCAAGGGGAAGGGCUUCUAGAUCCAACAAUGUGCCAAGAAAUUCUAAUUCUAAUUUCAGGGAAAGGUUUUCCAGCCGUGGCCAGAAUUAUUAUAGACAACGUGAGAAACCAGAAGGUAAAAAGAAAGCAUUGCAUCAAGGUGAAGGGUCGAGUAGUGCCGUUAAAGAACUUAAAAAAUUUGAAAAGGGCUCUAAAGAUAUUUCUCCACAUCAGCCCUGAUCGUAAUCCAAUUUUAUCAGGCUUUGGCGGACCUAGGUGUUGGUGAUUGUGUGCACCUGCACGCCUUGAACAUUUAAAACUUAAACAUGCCACCCUCUAUUUUUUUUUUUUUUUUUUUUUUUUUUUUUUUUGCAUUUUGAACCCUCUGGAUAUUUUCUUGCACUGACCUUCUCGCCGUUACUCUAUCUCAUACACAAAACUCCAUCUCCUUGUUCCUCCUCUUGGGCAAACCUUUCUUUCUCUCUCUCUUUUGUUCAGUUUCCACUGCCUUCCUUCAUGCAAUGCAAUGCCUCUAACUGUGAACAUAACAACUCAACAAGGUAACAAAUCUCUCAGAAUUCAUAUUUAGGGGUUAGAAUUUUUUACAAGACUCUACAACAACAACAACUCAGCCUUAUCCACUAAACGGGUCGGCUACAUUUGAUUGGUUAUGCAACUGAAACUAUUAGUAAUAUAUUUUUGCGUUGUGAAAUCGUUGUUAGGGUAUUUUAUAUGUUCAAAAUUGGAGAUUUUGUGUCAAUAUUGAGUUUGUGGGAUUGUUUGUUGCAAUAUGGGUUAAUGGUUCUGUAGAAGAACUAAUGGUUCUGUAUUCUAUAGGCAGAAAAUGCAAGCAUGAUAAAUAACAACUUUCUGGAUUUGGCUUUGUAAAGAAAUGCAUGUCCUUCAUUGAGUCUUGUCAUAUGCAAGUAUCAUUUGUUAUGACAUCACAAGUUGAGUCAUUUAUGAUUAAAAAUUCAUGCCAUUUGUUGACUUAUCCCUACCUUACUUUUUUUUAAACUGCUGUAUUAUAUACAGUUAUUAGACAAUUUAAUUUCGUAACAUUUGCGUGCCAUCAUUAGAUUUUGACGAUUUUGAACUUAAAUAAUUUGCACCUGUUGCCCACUGUCUACAAUGUCUUGGAUAAGCUACUGUUUAUGAUGUUUUGUUGCAUUGAAUUGAACAGUGUUGAUCUAAAUAGAUGCUGGUUUACUAAUAAUAAUAAUAAUUAUUAUUAUUAUUAUUAUUAUUAUGAACCAGAAAGAUUUUCCUUAUUUGUUUGUACUUCUCCCUACUAAACCUUAGACAAUCCAUCCUUUUACACACACACACAAAAAUCAAUAAUAUUACUGAGAGUAUUUUU